UGGGACACUGACACGGUUGAUUCUGCUGGAUUUCAGCGUCCCGCUCAGCUCAGGAGGUAAGCGCUGUGUUCUGGUUUUCUUUGAGGCAAAUUCAGGGUGUAACGUCUUUAAUGUGGCUUAGUUCACCUCUGAUGGAUGAAUGCCAAUCUUUUAUUUCUCUUGGUUGUUUGCUUUAACAAAGAAAAGGAAGCUACAUGUUUAAUAAUAUUUAGAUGUAAAUUUAGAGUGUCAAAAAAAGUUUAACAAGCAUGCAGACAGGAAGCAACGAUGAUUUAGGAGUAAAACUGUUGUCUUUAAUGCUAAUGAAAUUUUAGUCCAGAUUUAGUCUAAUCAAAAGCUUUUUGUGCUGUAGUUUUACGUAUUUUCUGGUGGAGAUUCAGGAACCAGAUACUAAUCUGCUCCAGAAUCAGAACGAUUCUACAGAGAUGUUUUAAACAGAGCCAUUGGUGUGAAAGAGGACUGAUGGUCCAGGAGAACCCGGUCUGAUCAGGGUUAGGACGGGGACCUUUUACUGAACUGGACACUUGUUUGGCUCUGGAACAAAUCAGUUAUUUUAGAGUCGAACAGGUUUGGAUUUAAUGAUGAGGAGUAGAUGUAGCCUUCACCUGAUUCCUGCUGUAAAAUGUACAGAUUUUAAAAUGAUUUUUGUAAAUUGUUGACCUUUAGUCUUUCUGUUUUCUGCAGGACCAUGGCAGGAUCAUGGGGAUUUCUCCAUCAGUCACAUUUUUGUUUUUUAACUUUUGUUUCUACAGUUUUAUUUUUCCUGCUCUUCACCCAAGCAUUAAUAACCAGAGGGCCAGGAGACAGACACAGGAGAGACUUUCAUAACUCUACAGAAAUCUCGGCGGAGCACAUCGAUCCCGCUGCCCUCGACCUCACUCCUCUGGUCAAUACUCUAAUAAAUUCCAGCCAGUCUGGCUCUCGGCAGCUGUUCUCUCUGCUCAGCGUGACGUCCUACAGCUCUUUGGCUCUCCACAAACUCACCCUGUUGGUUUACAACAUUUCCAGCAUUAAGAGUUUAGAGAGCAGCGGGCUGAGGAGGAGGUUCUGCUACUGCAUCACUAACGGAACCAACGAUUUAGCAGAUUUUACUGCUGUACUUUUAGACGUGAUGGGAAACUCGACCAGUUACCUACAAGAGAUUUUUAAAUCGUCUUCUAUUUUAUCAGUGAGUCCAAAGAAUAACUCUGACUGUAUUUACAUCUGUGUGAUGGCCGGGAAGAUGGGCAGAGAGGUUCCUGAUCUGUGGGAGUUCGACUCCAUCACUCCACUGUUCAACCAGACCAUCGUAGAAGGACCUCAUUCAGCUAAUCUCUCGUCUAUCAGACUUCCUGCUGGAUGGCACCAACUGCCCACGAAUCUGAGUCACGUCUCUCCGUCUGGGAUGAGCUCCAUGUUGACCAGCAGAGACUUUUCUACCGCACACGCUUCUCCAAAUCUGAGCCGAACUGCUGCAACGACAGAUAGAGUCAGAACUUCUGAGCACAUCACGACAGCACUACAUCCAACACCUGAGACGACUCUACAUCCAACACCUGAGACGACUCUUCAUCCAACACCUGAGGCGCCUCCACGUACGACCUCUGAGACGCCUCCACGUACGACCUCUGAGACGCCUCUACGUACGACCUCUGAGGCGCCUCCACCUAUGACCUCUGAGAGGCCUUCACAUACGACCUCUGAGAUGCCUCCACAUACGACCUCUGAGACGCCUCCACAUACGACCUCUGAGAUGCCUCCACAUACGACCUCUGAGGCGCCUCUACGUACGACGUCUAUGACGCCUCUACGUACGACCUCUGAGACGCCUCUGCGUACAACCUCUGAGACGCCUCUACGUACGACCUCUGAGAUGCCUCUGACCUUAGGGGUGCUUCUACAAAUGACCUCUGAGAUGCCUCUACAUACGACCUCUGAGACGCCUCUACGUACAACCUCUGAGACGCCUCUACGUACAACCUCUGAGACGCCUCUACGUACGACCUCUGAGAUGCCUCUGACCUUAGGGGUGCUUCUACAAACGACCUCUGAGAUGCCUCUGCGUACGACCUCUGAGACGCCUCUACGUACGACCUCUGAAACGCCUCUACGUAUGACCUCUGAGAUGCCUCUGACCUUAGGGGUGCUUCUACAAACGACCUCUGAGACGCCUCUGCGUACGACGUCUGAGACGCCUCUACGUACGACCUCUGAGACGCCUCUACGUACGACCUCUGAGACGCCUCUACGUACGACCUCUGAGAUGCCUCUGACCUUAGGGAUGCUUCUACAAACGACCUCUGAGACGCCUCUGCUUACAACCCCUGAGAUGCCUCUGCCUACGACCCCUGAGACGCCUCUACGUGCGACCUCUGAGAUGCCUCUCCGUACGACCUCUGAGAUGCCUCUACAUACGACCUCUGAGACGCCUCUGCGUUCAACCUCUGAGACGCCUCUACGUACGACCUCUGAGAUGCCUCUACAUACGACCUCUGAGACGCCUCUGCAUUCAACCUCUGAGACGCCUCUACGUACGACCUCUGAGAUGCCUCUGACCUUAGGGAUGCUUCUACAAACGACCUCUGAGACGCCUCUGCUUACAACCCCUGAGAUGCCUCUGCCUACGACCCCUGAGACGCCUCUACGUGCGACCUCUGAGACACCUCUCCGUACGACCUCUGAGAUGCCUCUACAUACGACCUCUGAGACGCCUCUGCGUUCAACCUCUGAGACGCCUUUACGUACAACCUCUGAGAUGCCUCUGACCUUAGGGGUGCUUCUACAAAUGACCUCUGAGACGCCUCUACUUACGACCUCUGAGACGCCUUUACGUACAACCUCUGAGAUGCCUCUGACCUUAGGGGUGCUUCUACAAACGACCUCUGAGACGCCUCUACGUACGACCUCUGAGACGCCUCUACGUACGACCUCUGAGACGCCUCUACUUACGACCUCUGAGACGCCUUUACGUACAACCUCUGAGAUGCCUCUGACCUUAGGGGUGCUUCUACAAACGACCUCUGAGACGCCUCUACGUACAACCUCUGAGAUGCCUCUGACCUUAGGGGUGCUUCUACAAACGACCUCUGAGACGCCUCUACGUACGACCUCUCAGAUGCCUCUGACCUUAGGGAUGCUUCUACAAACGACCUCUGAGACGCCUCUGCUUACGACCCCUGAGAUGCCACUGCCUACGACCCCUGAGAUGCCUCUGCCUACGACCCCUGAGACGCCUCUCCGUACGACCUCUGAGAUGCCUCUACAUACGACCUCUGAGACGCCUCUACGUACAACCUCUGAGAUGCCUUUACGUACAACCUCUGAGAUGCCUCUGACCUUAGGGGUGCUUCUACAAACGACCUCUGAGACGCCUCUACGUACGACCUCUGAGACGCCUCUACGUACGACCUCUGAGACGCCUCUACGUACGACCUCUGAGAUGCCUAUACGUACAAACUCUGAGAUGCCUCUGACCUUAGGGAUGCUUCUACAAACGACCUCUGAGAUGCCUCUGCUUACAAACCCUGAGAUGCCUCUGCCUAUGACCCCUGAGACGCCUCUACGUGCGACCUCUGAGGUGCCUAUACGUACAACCUCUGAGAUGCCUCUGACCUUAGGGAUGCUUCUACAGACGACCUCUGAGACGCCUCUGCUUACAAACCCUGAGAUGCCUCUGCCUAUGACCCCUGAGACGCCUCUACGUGCGACCUCUGAGACGCCUCUACGUAAGACCUUUGGGGCGCCUCUACAUACUACCCCUGAGACGCCUCUGCGUAUGACCCCUGAGAUGCCUUUGCGUACGACCCUUGAGAUGCCUCUACGUGCAACCUCUGAGAUGCCUCUACGUAAGACCUUUGGGGUGCCUCUACAUACUACCCCUGAGAUGCCUCUACGUACAAGCUUUGAGACGUUUCUACAAACGACACUUGAGAUUCCCCAACAAAUAACCCCCGAGACGUCUCAAGAUUUGAUAGCUCAACAUUUUACAGAGGUACCUCGAUAUAUGAUGACCCAACUUACGACUACCCGAAAUAGGACCUCUGAGACAUCUUUUCAUACAACGGCUGGGACACCUGGACACUCACCAGCUGAGAAGUUUCGACAUCCAACCACACCUCGACCCAAAACAUUUGACACGCCUCAACAUCUAAUGUCACCUCAACAUAUGAUGCCUGAAAUGUCUCUACAUAUGACCUUUGAGACGCCUCCAUAUACGACACCUGAGCCAUCUCGACAUAGGAUAUCUGAGACUCCUCAACACUCAGUCGAGAAACUUCUGCAUCCAACAUUACCUCGACACAGAACUUCAGAGGUGCCUCAACAUCCAACUUCUCCUCGACAUACGACCCCUACGACUCCUCAACAUUUGUCAGCUGAGAUGCGUCAAUAUGAAACCACCUUCAUGACUCCAUCUACGGUCCGAAGUCCUGAGACGUUAAACACCUGGAUGACUCAAAGGUUUAGCAGCUUGUUGAUCAGAACGACACUAACUUCACCAGCACAGACGGUGACGAUACCGGACGAAGCCUUAACAAUGAGACAAGCUAAGGAGAAAACCCCAACUUUACAGCCAAUGAGAACCCUGAAACAACCAGCCAGCAGCGUGAAGGUGAUGUCUGCUACAACCAGAGUUACAGAUCCUUCUGUUACAUCUCGACUCACCGCAUGGCCUCAAAAAGUCCCAGCAGUCAUCUCACCUGUGAUUGGGCUGCCUCAACUGACCCCUGCUCCAAUUAAAUCUUCUACAGGACCUUUACCACCCCGACCCACAAAACGGCCAGCCUCAGGAAAGAAGACGACUCAAAGCAGAACCACAACGCCCAGCAAGCACGAGGAAACAGAAAAACCAGGCUGUCCUUGGAGGAGAUCGGAGCUGAGCGCCGAGUCCGCCUCCAGCAGCGCGGCGACCGUCGGCCCUCACAAGCUGCAGCCCUGCGUCCUCGAGCUCUGCAAGUUCUUCUCUCAGUGUCUCUGCAGACCAUCCAGCCAGAAGAGUCACUCCAAAAGGUACUGUGACGACAGCCACCUCUGGUAUGAAAAACACACGUCUGAAAUCUGCGGACGAGUCAAGAGAGUCUCCUUCUCCAGAAACUUGAAACAGAGAUGCCUGUCAAAGAUGUGCAGCAAACUGUGACCAGAUGCAACAAAGACUCGUUCAUCAUCACAGGAAGUGACUGAAACAGCUAGGAGCCCCUCUGGAACAUCUGGAACGACCAUGGAAGCAGAACGUCUGGUUUGACUUUGUCAUUGUUGGAUAUUAAUCACUAACCUACUUUGUGAUUUUACAAAACCAGAUUAUUUAUCCACAAAUCAAAAAGAAUUAUUUUGACAGUUUGGGAAAACAAAUGAAAUGAUAGAAGAUUAAAGAUUUUUAAGUUAAAGAAACAGAAGCAGAUUUUUGUUGUUUUAUUUCUGAACAUAAAUUAGGUUUUAUGUCGGGGCUGCACGUGGCCCUGAUUCUAGAUUUAAUGACGUCAUUUAGUAAAUGAUCACAAACAUGUAUGCGCGUACAACGUUAGUACCUCGUGUCUCCACGAGGGGCGAUGAGGAGCUGGAUGAGCGAAUCAACCAAAACAAAAGUUAAAUCAAUGAGAAAAUGCUAGAGAAGUAAACUCAAACUUUUUAUAUUGAGGUGGUUUUAUGUUGGAUCAGAGUUGUGGAUUAUUGUAUCGUGAGAAUAUCGCGAUUAGCUGUGAUUCUUAGCGUAAAAACAGGAUUUGUGCACGGAAAUGUAACGAGAGUAAAUUAACUUUUAGUCUAAUUUCAAAAUUUUAAGUUGAACUUAAAGCAGCCUUUUCUUUUCUUUUACUAAAUGUGGCAAUACACGAGGAUGCUAUAGAUAUGGCGUGCUCCAACACGCUGUAACCUUUUCCUUGGUUCAGGGAGCAGCCAACAGUGUCAACAAUGCCACCUUGGGACUUUCACCCAAAGAAGUAGGUUUCAGAAGGCACAUAAGUUUAGUCCACCAAAUGAGGCAUGAGACGUGGUUCCAAAAGUUACAAUUGAUUUAAUUAAAAAUAAAGUAUAGAUAUAUAGAUGCUUAAAAAUGUUCUGAUUAAAAACAGGGCAGCAAGACAAACAGGAAAUAAAUUGCAGGACUGAGACCAACUGAAGGAGGGAAUGGACAAACGGGGUGAUAAAUCCCAAAAAGAAACAAGCAUAAUAAAGUAUAAUAAAGUCACCCCAGGCAACAGUGAACAUUCACUCCAGCGUGAAGGAACCAAGCCCCCACAAUGCGGCUCAAAAAUUGGAGCUAUCCCGGAAGUACCAAAAAUUCCAGUUCCACCCUCAUCCGCUGGGGGCUGGUGUCAGAAGCGAGCAAAUCCUCCAACAAUACCAAUUUCACAGCAGAAAUAAACAUGUUUACAGCCUGUUUCCAAAACAUGUUUUUGGUUUAAAUGAUCAGUUUACACUCAUGACAACUCUCAGGGGGGUGAAUUUUUUUCUCACUCUUCUGUUUAAGUGUAUUAAAAGCCUAAAAUUCUGUAUAAUUAAUGAGCAUCAGACCCACGUGACCGCAGAGCUAGCUCCGUGGAAAGACCUCAGUAGAGCCUCGGUCUGGCUUGGAAACUGCUCCGGCAUUUUGAGUCUCUGUGUUUGUGUAUUCUUUUUUGGAUAUUUUUUUGUGCAAUUGUUGGACAAAAUGACUUGCUGUGGCAUUAAUUGCACUAAUAGAGCGUCCAAGGAGUCUCCACUUCAUUUUUUCGGUAAGUAAAAUUAUAUUUAUGUAUUUUAGGUCACUGCCGAGCUGAGCUUAGAUUUUAACAUGUACUGUUUAACCAUGAAAUUUAAAUGUAAUAGAGUAAAACCCAGUGCAUUUAACAUAAUGCUGCACUUUAGAAAAUGGGUUGAAAUAUAACAUGUUGGUGGAGCUGAGUUCCGACUAUCGGCUUGUGGAGUUCUUCUCCCCUCCCCGCAGCUCGGCGCAUCUCUGUCUGCUGCGCGGGCUGACGGCUUGUGGAGCUCUGGGAUGGAAACCUUUCCACCCGGUUCUCCCCAGCGGCAGCUCUGCACAUCUCAGAUCGCAGCAGCGCUUGUCUGCUGUGUGGCUGCCGGCUUGUGGAGCUCUCGGGAGACCUCUGUGUUCCACCCGGUUUUACCCAGCGGUCAGCCCGGCGUAUCUCUGAC
Nothobranchius furzeri (turquoise killifish) is the source of this 7107-nucleotide messenger RNA. The record is from RefSeq and is a predicted model, not a curated record. Lineage: Eukaryota; Metazoa; Chordata; Actinopteri; Cyprinodontiformes; Nothobranchiidae.